ACCAGAAAAUGAAUCAUGAGGCAAGAAAUAAAAAAAAAUAUAUCUACCAGAUCGAUGAGCGUUGACCGAGCAUAUAUAUAGGUCUUUUCAUUCAAGCAAAUAGCAAUGAACUCACUCUGUACUCACUCAACCAUGGCUGCACGGUGUUUUGUAGUGCUGGUUUUUGUUUCUUUUCUGGUCAUGUCUGUGUCAGCCAUACCAUCAAAGAGGAGGAGAGGUUCUUUUAGCACAAUCAAACAACUCAACCGCAAAGGGCCUUAUAUUGGUCUCAUAACCGUGUAUUCACCAGAAGAAGAGGCUUUUUUCAGAACUGGGGCGUUUAAGCCAGAUGCUAAACACCCUUUUGUGGAUCUUUCAGGCAGUAAUUAUGAUGUUGAAGGGCGAAGGUAUCGAGUGGGAAAAAUCAAUGGGAAGAAAGUCGUUUUCGUGAGAUGUGGGGUUGGAAUUACAAACGCUGCUGCGGUAACACAACAAAUGCUGGAUCUAUUUGACGUAACUGGGAUUGUUCAUUUUGGAAUUUCUGGCAAUGUGAAUGAUUCUAUGUCGAUUGGGGAUGUUACCAUUCCCAAACAAUUUGCUCACACUGGCCUUUGGAACUGGCUGAACCCGAAUGGAACAAUGGACCCGGCCGAUGUGGCUUACUUGGAGGUUGGAAGCUACAAUGUACCCGAAGGUGAUGGUGUGAAUCUGCUGGGGCAGAUUGGAUACAGCACUGAGCAGCUCUUCUCUGUGUCAAGGGAGCCUAACACUGCUGUUUCAUUGUGGUGGAUGGAAGUAAGUCAGCAAUGGCUUCAACUUGCUAGGAGCCUUGAGGGGAUGGAACUGGAGAAGUGUGUUAAUUCAAGCUUGUGCCUUAAAGAGAAGCCUAAGCUAGUUGUUGGGCUCAAGGGCGCGUCGUCCAACAUCUUUUUGGACAAUGCAGCUUACAGAGAUUUCCUCUUUCAAACUUUUGAGGUUUCAUCAUCAGACAUGGAAAGUUCUGCUGUAGUAAUGACAUGCUUGUCAAAUGGCUUUCCUGUGAUUGUCAUCCGAGGGCUGUCAGAUUUAGCUGGAGCAGAAUCAGGAGACAAUGCAAUCCACACAUUUGGUUCACUUGCAGCCCUCAAUGCCGCUAAAGCUGUUCUUGAAUUAAUCAACAAGCUACCAGGAUACAACUCUCCAUUGCUGCAUUACAUGUAGUUUCUCAUUAAUGUGUCAUCAUACCAUGAAAUUAGAGUUUUAACAACUAGGAGACAAAGGAGACAUCUUUAGGGGUUCUUCAGCAGAUUUGAAGCAGCAGGAACAAACUUCAUCUGGGACUCAUUCUACAAGCCCAGAUUUUUAUAUCAAUCACUGAUUCAAAAAUGUCAGAAGUAAUUUGCUUGCAACAAUUGAUUGAAAGAAAAUUUAACAGUUGAUGCACUA
This is a messenger RNA of Populus euphratica (Euphrates poplar), 1404 nucleotides long. Its product is annotated as bark storage protein A-like. NCBI's taxonomy places the organism in Eukaryota, Viridiplantae, Streptophyta, Magnoliopsida, Malpighiales, Salicaceae. Gene Ontology annotation, molecular function: catalytic activity. The coding region runs from base 106 to 1179 and encodes 357 amino acids. Gene Ontology annotation, biological process: nucleoside metabolic process. The record is from RefSeq and is a predicted model, not a curated record. The transcript is spliced from 6 exons.